Molecule: messenger RNA, 889 nt
Organism: Coccinella septempunctata (seven-spotted ladybird)
Lineage: Eukaryota; Metazoa; Arthropoda; Insecta; Coleoptera; Coccinellidae
Exons: 2
Coding region: 107-889 (260 amino acids)
Biological process (GO): proteasome-mediated ubiquitin-dependent protein catabolic process; multicellular organism development
Cellular component (GO): cytoplasm
Molecular function (GO): ubiquitin protein ligase activity; ubiquitin conjugating enzyme binding
Source: RefSeq, a predicted model, not a curated record
GUCAGAAAUUGAAAAUCUAAACAGUUCGAGUCUUGUACCAGUACAGUUCACGUAUCGAAGAAAUUUCACAAAUUUAUAAGCUGAGAAGUGUCCACGUAUUACAAAAAUGGUGUCAAAUGAAAUAGCGAAAGAAAUCUGUAAAGAGAUCCUGCAGGGAAGUCUUCAGUGUGAUAUCUGCUGCAGAUUCCUCUUUCCAAAUAAGCAAUGCGCUUUAGGGCAUACUUUUUGUUCAACAUGCCUGACCAAAGUAAAAAGUUGCCCUUUUUGCAGAAGACGAUCCAGAUUUUCUGAAAAUUUGGCUCUCACCUUCAUAGCGUCAUCGUUUCCUGUACGUUGCGCUGCAGGCUGCGGAUACACGGGAUCUCCACAGGACAUGGUGUUUCAUUCGAGCGAGUGUGAGCGCAAGACCUUUGAAUGUCCAACAAGAAGAGUCUUGCCAAAUUUGUCAUCAGAACAUUCCCAGCCUGGAAGACAGAAGGUGUGCCGCCAUUUUGUAGAAGACCACCCGCAUCUCCUAAUCAAGGAGAACAAAAUGGAAUUGAAAUUCGAUGAAUAUUUUUAUCGAUAUGUUUACAACUCCGGUUCAUCCACCAUCUGUGCGGAUCAAUGUUUUUAUAUGGAUGGCAAUGUCAUUCAAUUAUGGUUGCAAGUUAGUCUUCAGAAAAAACGACUUCGGGUGGCUUUGAUGUUUUAUGGUAGUGAAAUAGAACGAUAUAAGUAUCAGUGCUUGAUUCGCCUGAUGGUAAGCAAAAGAGCUAAACAGAAGAAGUUUGUUUGGUGCGCCCCAUAUUCUUCCACCUUUGAAGAAAUUCCAGAUAAUUAUGUUGCAGAGUUCGAUUUUACACGAAUGGGGGAAUUUCACUUGGAAAUGAUGAAUAACUCCAAAUGA